AGUUCGAGGCGAGACUUCCGGGAAGAAGAUGAGCGUUGCGGAGGUGUUUUUAUAUACGGAGAUGCUGUUGUAAACCUGGGAAUGCCGAAGAGUACCGUAUCUUGAUAUAAGAUACUUGUGAAAUAUGAAGAUAUGAACCAUAGACUAAUUCGGCAUUGUUGGACCUGAUUACCAAACAAAUCUGUACCAGGAGAUAAUGGGGAUUGUCUCUGGGAUAUUCUGUGGACUUCCCAAUGAUGACAGGAGCUGCUUCUCGGAUCCUGUCAAGCAAGUUUUCUAUGCCAUGAAUAACACCACCAUGCCCACUUCUGCUGGGCCAACCAAUGACUCCCUGGUGGGUUAUAUUCUAGUGCCGUUUUUCCUUAUCACCAUUGUUGGAAUCGUCAUGGCAGUGAUGAUGUAUAUCCAGAAAAAAAGGAGAUAUGAUCGACUACGCCACCAUCUGUUGCCAAUGUACAGUUAUGAUCCUGCGGAGGAGCUACAUGAGGCUGAGCAAGAACUCCUAGUGGAGCCAGAGGACACUAAAGUGAUGCGAGGUUGGGGAGGAUACCAGCCCUAUCGUAAUUCAUUUAUGGAUGUGAAAGCUUGAUGGUACUCAUCUUGGACUGAUCAGAGUGUAGAUGGAUGACCUCUUCUACCUGGCAUGUGUGCCAACUUGAAUGCCAUUAAUGUUGCUGCCUUUCUUCACACUUCAGUACUACAGCCUCUUGCCGUGACUUCCAGUAACAGAAGGUGUAAUGGAUGCCAGCCGUGUCAAGAAGAUUGGCACUGAGCAUCUGGUACAAAGAGUAGCCUAGGGAGUUGGAGAAUUGUGUUUGGAACUAGGACAGCUUGCUAUGUGGCAUCAUUCUUCGUAUCAGCUGAUUUGCAUUUUAUGUGGAUGAUGAGAUACAGGAGUUUAUGAAAUUUCAAGUAAAAUAUUACUGAAUAACUCUUGCAUUACGGGCAUCGAUCCUCAAAAGCUCAGCUUUGUUUUUUUUUAAAAAAGCAAUGCAGUCAACCUCCAUUUUCUUUUGUGAACAAAGAGCAUAAGAAUGCAGCUGCUAUGAUAUCCCAGCGCAUUGCUAGCUGCCUUCUCUCCUUACUUGCCUAAGUAUGUAAAAGGGUGUAUUAUUUAAAGUUGUUGGGAUUCCUGUAAUGUAUUGCUGAACUGAUGCGAGCAAAGUGAAUAAAAUUGCUAAAUGCAUAACUUGG
This is a messenger RNA of Ahaetulla prasina, 1194 nucleotides long. RefSeq names its product small integral membrane protein 29 (gene SMIM29). Bases 197 to 589 code for a protein of 130 amino acids. The record is from RefSeq and is a predicted model, not a curated record. Lineage: Eukaryota; Metazoa; Chordata; Lepidosauria; Squamata; Colubridae. The transcript is spliced from 6 exons.